This is a messenger RNA of Prinia subflava (tawny-flanked prinia), 602 nucleotides long. RefSeq names its product chromosome 15 C15orf48 homolog (gene COXFA4L3). The transcript is spliced from 5 exons. The record is from RefSeq and is a predicted model, not a curated record. Lineage: Eukaryota; Metazoa; Chordata; Aves; Passeriformes; Cisticolidae. The coding region runs from base 193 to 453 and encodes 86 amino acids.
GGGGGCGCUGUCCCGCCCGCUCCGCCCGCUGGGGGGCGCUGUCCCGCCCGCUCCGCCCGCUGGGGGGCGCUGUCCCGCCCGGUCACUCCGCGGGGCUCAAAGAGCGCGGGGCGGGCCCGGCCCGGGGCUCUCCCGCCUCACUCGAGGAUCGCUGAGCGCCCACGCCUGAGCAGCUCCGCAGCCACCGCCAGCAUGAACAGGGGCAUCUGGCACACCCUUAGAACGAGAAAAGAACUCAUUCCCCUGGCCGGAAUAUUGUCCAUGGCAGCAGCUGGGGCGUUCUCUUUUUGUGUCUAUUCCCUAUUCUACAAAUCUGAUGUGAUUAUUCACAAGAUUGGCAGUUCAGAACCAUGGGAAGCUGUUGACCCUUCCAAGCCUCAGAAGCUGGUAACAGUCAAUCAGAAGUGGCAGCCUAUAGAAGAGCUGGAAGAAGUCAAAAAGCUUUCGAAGUGAGACGUUUCUGUUGCCUCAAACAGAUGUUUGUAACUGGAGGAAAGCACUGGAGCAUGCAUUUCAUGGUAUUUACCCAUAUAUGCCUUCAAGAAGUGUCCAAACUCCUUCUCAGUAAUGGAUUAGCCAGUCUGUGAUAGGUUCGUGCCUUU